This is a messenger RNA of Cyprinodon variegatus (sheepshead minnow), 3563 nucleotides long. It is a transcript of the gene nt5e, whose product is annotated as 5'-nucleotidase, ecto (CD73). Gene Ontology annotation, biological process: AMP catabolic process. Gene Ontology annotation, cellular component: plasma membrane. Bases 24 to 1736 code for a protein of 570 amino acids. The record is from RefSeq and is a predicted model, not a curated record. Lineage: Eukaryota; Metazoa; Chordata; Actinopteri; Cyprinodontiformes; Cyprinodontidae. Gene Ontology annotation, molecular function: 5'-nucleotidase activity; nucleotide binding; metal ion binding. The transcript is spliced from 9 exons.
CCUACUUUACGCACAGCGCGCAGAUGGAGCGGACCGACCUCCUCCUUCUCCUCGCCCUCCUGCUCGGCCCGGCCGCGGCCGACCUGAACCUGGUUCUCCUCCACACCAACGACGUGCACGCGCGCGUGGAGGAGACCAGCGUCUACUCCGGUAAAUGCAGCGGCAACGCGGGGGAAUGCUUCGGCGGCGUGGCGAGGAGAGCCACGAUGAUCCAACGGAUCCGGAGCAAAGAGAAGAACGUUCUGCUGCUGGACGCUGGAGACCAGUUCCAGGGGACCGUGUGGUUCAGCUACUAUAAGGGAGCCGAGGCGGCGCACUUCAUGAACAGGCUGAGAUAUGAUGCGAUGGUUUUCGGGAACCACGAGUUUGAUAACGGAGUAGAAGGACUCAUGACGCCGUUCCUGCAGGACAUCCAGUGUCCCGUCCUCAGCGCCAACAUCAGAGCCGACAGCACCCUGGCCUCCACCUUCGGCCUCACUUAUUCACCCUACAAGAUCUUUGAGGUCGAAGGUCAAAAGGUCGGAGUGGUGGGAUACACGUCCCGGGACACGCCUGCUCUGUCCAGACCCGGACCUCACCUGCAGUUCCUGGAUGAGGUCAGCGCCCUACAGCCGGUGGUGGACAAACUUCAGCAGCUGGGGGUCAAUAAGAUCAUCGCUCUGGGUCACUCAGGCUUUGCUGUGGAUCGGCUCAUUGCCAGGAAGGUUCGGGGGGUCGACGUCGUCAUCGGGGGACACACCAACACCUUCCUUUACACAGGAGAGCCUCCGUCCAUCGAGACCAAAGCCGGAGAUUAUCCGUUCAUGGAGACGUCGGAGGACGGGAGGAAGGUCCCCGUGGUUCAGGCCUACGCCUUUGGAAAAUAUCUGGGUUUCCUCAAAGUGACCUUCAACGAUCUCGGCGAGGUGGUGGAACAUUCCGGAAACCCAAUCCUGCUGGACAGCAGCAUUCCACAGGAUCCACAGAUUCUGGCCGAGGUGGAUAAGUGGAAGAAGAACCUGGCCAAUUACACGGCGGCGGUGGUGGGAAGGACUCUGGUCUUCCUGAAUGGCUCCAAUGCGGCAUGCCGCUCCCAGGAAUGUAACCUGGGAAACCUGAUCUGCGACGCCAUGGUGGACAACUACAUCAGGCUCUUCAAUGACGAGCAGUGGAACCACGUCAGCGCCUGCAUCAUGAACGGCGGCGGCAUUCGGAGCUCCAUCGAUGAGCGGACCUACAAUGGGUCCAUCACCAUGGAAGACCUGCUGUCGGUUCUGCCUUUUGGAGGAACCUUUGAUCUGGUGGAGCUGAGCGGUUCCACGCUGAGGAAGACCUUUGAGUACGCCGUCAGGAGAUACGGAACCAAUUCUGGAGAGUUCCUGCAGGUGUCAGGAAUCCACGUGGAGUUUGACGUCUCCAAACCAGUAGGAAAUCGUGUGAGGAGCCUCAGCAUCCUGUGCACCAGGUGUCGGGUCCCGCAGUACGAGCCGGUCCAGGACGACGGCCUCUACACCGUGGUUCUGCCGUCCUACCUGGUGACGGGCGGAGACGGGUUCGUCGUCAUCCAGAACGAGAUGAAGAAGCACAGCAGCGGUGAUUUGGACAUUUCCGUGGUGUCGAGUUACAUCACAGGGAGGGGGCGGGUUUAUCCGUCUCUGGAGGGACGCAUCAAGGUCUACAACUCGGCCCGUAGACUCCAGCUCCCGCUCUUCUCACUGGUUUCACUGGUUUUACUGCAGUCGAUAUGGAGCUGGUGAGGGAGCCUCUGGAGCUCCAAUCAGAACCCAACCAGAACCGAUCCACUUUGGGUUCUACAUGUGGCAUUCAGUCAGAACUGAUGUGAUCCUGUUUUCUGUUUCCAACCUUCCAAACGUUUCCUGUGAGGGAAACAGGCGGUGCACUACCUCUCAUAACCACUAGGGGCAUCUCUGAUUAACGCAGCUUAAAUUAAACUCCUCCCACCAGUAGGAGGCGCAGCUUCCUGGAGACACGUUAGAUGUUCCUGCUUCCUGUCCCUGCAGUUAUUUUAAAGCCGCAUCGUCUGUUCACACUUGGUUCUGAUCCAAAUGGACCAAACAGGCUUAACUUGGUAAAACCAGAAUCCUUUCUGGUUUUGUUUUGGCCAAAUUGUAUCGUUUUAUGGGUGUGAAAACCUUUGAGGGAACGAAAUAAAGAGUUCUGACCCAAAAGCUGAGAUGUUUCUCAGGAACGCACCCUGGUCUGGAGGGUUUUGGGUCAGAACUGAAUCCACCACAGAAGAAGAAUCUUAGUUCUUUCUGGCACUGUGUUCCACACAGCAUGAUGCCGCCAUUCCAUGCUUCCCUGUAGGUUUGUUUGCAGGUUGUGGUGGAUCUGUGACAGAAGCCGAUUCCUGCAGCUUGAAACGUUAGCAGGGAGGUGGACACUUUAGGUCCACUUGGUUUCUGAACCCAAAGUGAUCCAGUUCCACCAUGGAUCCAGUUAGAUAUGAAGAUCCGGAUGUUAUGGAUCACUUCCCUCCUCUCAAUAGAUUCUCCCUCAGACGAAAACAAAGAACUUUAAUGUUUUUAUGGGUUCUGCUCUGGCUUAAGUCCAGAAAUGUUUCUGCUCUCUGAAGAAUCUGGGUCCGUGGGCCGAACCAGAAGCAGGUUCCCCUCAGCGGAGCAAGGCGGACGAGGCACUCGUACCUCAGCUUAGCGUAGCUCCUGGUGAACCUCACCCUCCUUCCUGGCUGGGAUCCUCAUGAAGUGCACCAGUUCCCAGAACCUCUGAAGCUCUUUGUUCUGAAGUUCUUCUGGGUUUCUGAAGGUCUUUUCACUGAGAAUCAAUUAUUGUAAUUUUGUCUCCAAAGUGGAACCGUCCCUCAGCGCCCCCCCAUGGUGUCUUGAAUAAUUGCUUCUUCAUUGGACCACUGAAAGCUGGACAUACACUGCGAUGUUUUUAAUCGUUGCACGCAGCUACAGCUCACACUGUACGACAAAACCGCAGGGUUUAAAAGUUCCCAGCUCACGAUGUUUGUUCUCACGCUGUGCGACCCGACGCUCUGAUGCGAUCUACCUGCUCACACUCUGCGACUAAAGACCUUUGCUACACCCCGUACAGCCAUCUUAAGAUCGCAUCAGAGCAUCGGGUCGCACAGUGUUAGAACAAACAUCGUGACUUUUGAACUUUUAAACUCUGCGGUUUCGUCGUGCAGUUUGAGCUGCAGCUGCGGGCAACGAUUGAAAGUAUCGCACGGCGUAAGGCCGGCUUUAGUUAGAAAGGAGCUUUUAAAGCAGAACCAGGCAAGUUCUCUGACCUGUGGGGUUCCACAAGGCUCGGUUCUGGGCCCAUUUAGAUUCUCCUCCUCCGUCCCUCCAUCAGCUGCUUUUAUUCAGUCUUGUCCUCCGAUCUAUGCAGAAGAAAUCUAGUUGUUCAUCUUUUCAACAGAACCAGUUUGUCCACCUCAGUCCAAUUGAUCAACUGUUUCUGGUUUUUCAGCACCAACAUGACAAAGAAGUUGAUGCCAACUGAUUGUUUCUUGUUUCCUCUGAUCAAUCAGCUUCUUUGUGUUAAAGCUCCAAUCAAAACUUUUUGUAAACAAUAAAUGAUCUUAAUCAAAUGUU